Caenorhabditis auriculariae is the source of this 415-nucleotide messenger RNA. The record is from the annotation of a GenBank genome assembly. NCBI's taxonomy places the organism in Eukaryota, Metazoa, Nematoda, Chromadorea, Rhabditida, Rhabditidae.
AUGACCGCUGCUAUCCCAAGAGGAUCUUGGGUCAAUUUGUACAAGCAACUCCAACGCGAAGCCAAGAAGGUUAGCGUCAUUAUCAUUGGUUUAAAAAAGAUAAUUAUUUUUCAGUUCCCUCAAUACAACUACCGCGUUUUCGCCCAACGACGCGUUCGUGAAUAUUUUGAGGUGAACAAGAGCCAGACCGACACUCAGAAGCUUGAAACUCUCUACAAGGUUCUGCAACUGCUUUUUGUAUUAUUCAUAGUUUUUUUGACUUUUUAAGGAAGGCCUACGGAACUUGGAAUCUAUCAAAAGGCAGGUUGCCAUCGGAACCCUUUAUCCUCAUCAGCAAACCGUCGUUGAGCAGAAAUUAAACAGUAAGCUUUAUAAAGAAUUUUUAAAUGCUAUAUAAUCUUUUUCAGAGCUUUAA